UUCUUUUUGCACAAUCUACCUGAGUUGUGUGUCUUCCCCCCCCUGUACGCCUCCACUCCUCUCCACCAUGGAUUUGGUUUGGAUUGUGGGCUUCGUUGUGAGCGUCUGCGCCUGGUUUGCUUCAGCGGAGCGACACAGCGUCUACUGGAACAGCACCAACCCAAAGUUUGUAUGGGACGACUACGCUGUGGAGGUGAAGCUCAAUGACUACCUGGACAUCGUGUGCCCCCAUUACCCUCAGGGUGAGGUGCCGUUGCUAGAUGCCGAGCGAUACGUGCUCUAUAUGGUGGAGCGCGAGGACUAUGAAUCCUGCAAGCCCCAGUCUUAUGACCAGAUGCGCUGGGAGUGCGGCCAUCCAUUUGCUCCUCAUGCCCCUGAGAAGUUCUCCGAAAAGUUCCAGCGUUUUACUCCAUUUACUCUCGGGAAGGAGUUCCGCCAAGGAGAAAGCUACUAUUAUAUCUCCAAACCGUUACACCACCAUGGACAGGAGUGCCUCAGGCUUAGGGUGGACGUAGUAGCUGCUGACGGCUCACAAGAGGCCAGAGUGGCUAAAGGAGGCACAGGUGGGACAGGAGUUGGAGCUGGGGGUGGGGGUGGGGUUCACAACCCGUCCAACAGACUGCCUGCAGCAGAUGACCCGGUGGUGAGCCUGCCAGAGGUCCAGAAGAGUGUGCGGACAAACUCUGCAGUGGCCGCUACAUCUCUCUCAAUUCUCUCAUUGCUAGUCCCAUUUUCAUUACUGCUAUUGUUGCACUGAGAGCACAUGAAAGAACUGCUGUUCGCAGACAAUUUUUUCAGGGACUACAAUGAAGACAGUCCGUGGGGAAGAAACCACUGACUCAAAAAGACAGUUUUCCAUGCCCAGUGCUGGCCACAGGGCGAGACAUUUGAAGCCUGUAAAGUACAGAUGGACUCACUUGCACUAAAUGUGCUCAUUUAAGACGAAGUAUGUGCGCUUCGUCUUAAUUUUCAAAAGGUGACAGUAUUUUUGCUUGGAAUGAUCAAGCUCUCCUUGAUUUGUAAUGUUUGGGGCUUUUUUCAACAACAAAAAAACACAACAUGAACCUGUUUGGAUGAUAACCCCUCAAGAAAAAAUGAAGAAGCUGAAGAGGAGGCGAACCUGGCCGAAGAACAAUCAAGAACAAACACACAAGCUCUGGUUGAAUUCUAUAAAAUAUAAAAUUAUCCGGAAUAAAUCCACAUUUUAAAGUAAUCUACUACCUUUUGAGCCAAAGAUCAGUCAUCUCUCCAACUUGUACACUAUUCCACCCUUGAGUAUUGUGUACUAUUUGUUGUAUUGUUAUUGUAAUGGUAUUGAGUGGCAUUGAUGUCCCAAGUGAUUACUUUCUCAAAUGUAGCAAUGACAGACAUGGAGGCUGUUCUCAUGACUACCAUUCCUUUGCAAACUCGACCAUGUGCUUAAAUACUGUAGCACUAUUACUGCACAGUAAAAAGACGCCAACAUACACUCCACAAGAGUACUGCACACAAACACACACAUGCACACACUGACAUCAGACGCUGUGUAACACAUGACAGACACACUACAUUGAACUGUUAUAUGUACAUUCUGUGAAGAUAAUUUAUAACAUUGCAGCUGAGACGUUUUACUGUAUAUACCAUGUGCUCACAAAAUGAAAUGUUUACCGUUGGCAAUGGAGAGAGCUUUUUUUCUCUCCUAGUAGACUUAGUGCUUGUGUGAAAGGGAAGAUAUGUGUGUUACGGUGUGAGUAAGAUAACAUGCGCGAGCUAGGGAGCGAUUGAUUGAAAGAGCGAUAAGACAAAAUGUAUUUCUGCCAAAAGCAAACACUGAGAUGUUGUGUUUACCACAGAGACGCUGGACUUCUCUGUUUGUUGGAUCUUGCCCCUGUAUUGGAUAAACUGUCCGACAUGAAGAGCUGGUAUCAAAUCUUUAAUUACAACAGGACCCCAAACCCUUGUGUAUCAUUGUGCUUUCCAUUCGAUUUCCAGUUGGAAAACAAGUGUAUACAUCUAAACACACAGCAAAGUAAUCAGCUGUUCAGAAUAAUGAUCACUGUUAUUUGGAAAAAUUCUUGUAAUCAGUUCACAAUAGACACGACACGGCAUCAAACCAAGUUGCCAAGCGCAUCUUCACCUGACAGACUGGCUUGAACAACAAAGCACAACAGUGUAUGACUACCGUUGAAGUCAGUCUUUUUUUUUAUCUGAAUC
Molecule: messenger RNA, 2193 nt
Organism: Scomber japonicus (chub mackerel)
Lineage: Eukaryota; Metazoa; Chordata; Actinopteri; Scombriformes; Scombridae
Gene: efna1a
Product: ephrin-A1a
Exons: 5
Coding region: 68-757 (229 amino acids)
Biological process (GO): ephrin receptor signaling pathway; axon guidance
Cellular component (GO): plasma membrane
Molecular function (GO): ephrin receptor binding
Source: RefSeq, a predicted model, not a curated record